Molecule: messenger RNA, 2890 nt
Organism: Phyllostomus hastatus (greater spear-nosed bat)
Lineage: Eukaryota; Metazoa; Chordata; Mammalia; Chiroptera; Phyllostomidae
Gene: FAM114A2
Product: family with sequence similarity 114 member A2
Exons: 14
Coding region: 142-1644 (500 amino acids)
Source: RefSeq, a predicted model, not a curated record
GCCUUUGAGCGUUCCCAUGUGUUGUUUCACACCCUUGUGUUCUCUCAUUGACAUCUUCAUCUGUCGAAAUCCGAAGUGCUCUUUGAAGCAGGCCUUGCAAGGUCAGAUGCCUAUAGGAGCUAAUCAGGUGAUGAUCUAAUCAUGUCGGAUAAAGAUGAUAUUGAGACUCCAGUGAUAACUGAAGCAGUCCCCAGCCUUGAAGAUGGGAACUCUGAGCCGGCCAAGAAUUCUGAGUCUGUUGACCAAAGUAUCAAGCAUGAGAGUAAACCAGAACCUGUAGUUUCUACUAGGAAGAGACCAGAGUCCAAACCUCCUAGUGACCUUGACACUUCAGAAGUUCUUCCUGUUCAAGCACCACAGGCUGCAGGCAAAGAGACUGUUUCCAAAGAUGUACCCCAGACUGGAUGGGGCUACUGGGGCAGCUGGGGCAAGUCCUUGCUUUCCUCAGCCUCCGCUACAGUAGCCACAGUGGGACAAGGUAUUACAAAUGUCAUUGAGAAGGCAGAAAUUUCCCUUGGAAUCCCUACUCCCAGUGAAAUUUCAAAUGAGGCCCAAUAUGCAACAGGGGAGACAAAUGCCAAAGAGAAUGAAAACUCCUCCCCAGUGACUGGACCAUUUGGUGUAUUCUCGACCAUCUCGACUGCUGUUCAGAGCACAGGAAAGACCGUUAUCAGUGGGGGUUUGGAUGCCUUAGAAUUCAUUGGGAAAAAGACAAUGGAUGUAAUAGCAGAAGGAGAUCCUGGAUUUAAAAGAACCAAGGAUCUAAUGAACCGGAAUUGUACACUAUCUCAGAUUUUACGAGAGGCGAAGGAGAUAGAAGAGCAGUUGACCACCAAUGAGGUUACUAUGGAAACGGACAAGAAAACUCAUUAUGGGCUACUCUUUGAUGAAUUUCAAGGCCUUUCACAUCUAGAAGCUCUGGAGAUGCUUUCUCGAGAAAGUGAAGUAAAGGUGAAAUCUAUUCUUAAUUCUCUAAGUGGAGAAGAAUUAGAGACUCUAAAACUUGAAUUGGAUCAACUGAAAGAAGCAUUUUCCCUAGAAGAGUUCUCUGAGGAAGAGGAGGAAGAGAAAAAAGGGGAUGAAGACUUUACCAAAGAGAUAACAGAGCUAUUUUCCCAGCUUCACGUCUCCUCCAAACCAGAGAAACUUGCCAGGGCAAGAAAUACAGCCUAUGAAUGGAUCAGGACAUCUCUGGAGAAGCCAUUAGAAGAGAAGGAAGGAGAAAAACAGUUGGAAGGAGAAAGAACUGAACAAAUCGAUAAAAAUUCAAUAGAGGACAUCCAUGCGUUUGCAAUCCGGAGCCUAGCAGAACUGACUGCCUGCUUUAUCGAACUGUUCCACAAAACAGCAGCUCUGGUUCUGCAUGGCCGGAAACAGGAAGUGACAGCUAUAGAAAGAAGCAGAACCCUUUCCCAGAUGACAGUGGUGCUGUGCAGAGAGCUGUCCUUGCUGGCUAAAGAGUUCACCACCUGCCUAACAACUGCCGGGGCCAAAGAAAAGGCAGACGUCCUUAAUCCGUUAAUUACUGCAGUAUUUCUAGAGGCAUCAAAUAGUGCUUCUUAUAUUCAGGAUGCCUUUCAGCUCCUCUUGCCUGUGCUGGAGAUCUCGCUCAUUGAGAACAAGACGGAGUUGCCGGACGAAUGAGCUGCAGGGCCAGAAGCCUUUGUCAGAACAUUGAGAACAGAGAAGAUUGACCUGAGACUUGUGAUGGCCGAGAAAUGCCAUUCUGUUUUGGGUACCCUUGCAGAACUGAGGGGGAAGAGUUCUUUUAGCCUGUAAAAAUUCAGGCAGGAUAGCAGUUUCACAGGAAGUUUGUUGCCCUCACCGUUUGGCUGACGUAUUCAGAUUCUCACACUAUUCUCCCCAGUUGUUUUAAUUAAUAAAUUAUUUGAAAAGAAACUUUUUAAAGAAUGUUAAAAAUAUUACCUCUAGCUAAAGGUUAGUGGGACAUUCAGGUAAAAAUAUCGGUCUUUUCUUUGAUGGUGCAGAACACUAACAAUUUUGUCAAGGAUACAAUUUUGUAGCCCAUGGAUAGGAUUGGUUGUUAAGCAAGAGAAAAAGUACUUAAUUUAAUCUGGAAUUCAUGUGCUUGAUCUGUUGAUGUCAUGCACUUUCUUUCUUUAAUAAAAUCUAUGGCUUUAAGAAACUGAGCAUAUAUAAACUCCGUGAUGAUUACCUUUUAUUACACAAAUUCUUGGAAUUGGUUAGAAAGUUUCAUCUGCUCUUUAAUUCUCAGCAGAUAGCUGGCAUUGAAGAGAAGCUUAUUGAAUAUACUUGUAGUCCCACGAAUUAACUGUAGCAAUAGCAAUGUGCCCUUUGGCUUCAGAUUGCCCUCCCACCCCAAAAUGACAAGCUCCAAGUUGUAGUUGACCUCCACUCAACUGGAUUCCAGACCAAGAGUGCCAUUUAGAGAAACAGUGUUAUGUUUGCAGGUGUUCUGAGUCUCUGCAGGGUGUUUUCCAUGCAUACAUGUCCCGUGUGCAGGAUGAACUCUGUAAGAGCCAGCUCCGGGGAGUGUGGAAGCGCUUUUAGGCAUGGGGUUUUGCUGUUCGAAUCUUGUUGAGGUGGACUGUAGAGUCCCGUAGAAAUGAUGUUCAUUUAUCACAGGAUUUGACCUGUUAGGUAUGGUAUAUUUUUCUCCAUUCUUUUGGUUUUAAUGUAUUCUUUAGCAUGUUUAUAAAUACAGCUUUAUUCUUUAGAUCUCCAGCCUCCUCUUUGUUCUCUUUGACAAUUUAAGAGACUAAAAGGGUGUCAUCUUUCUACAAGCUAUUUUGGCAUUCUCUUUUUUAGAAAGUUCUUCAACUUUGUGAUUUUUAAUGAUUUAGAGAACUUUUGUGAGUUCUGCCAUUCAUCUUCUAAAACCUUUAAAUAAAAUGAAAUAAUUGUUUCA